UGAGAAGUGAUUAAGUCUCUCUGCCUCAGUUUCCUAUCUGGGCAAUGGAGUCUGUGUCCCUUGCUGGCACCAGCAGGCCAAGGAUGGACAGAGGAAUAUCUGGGCCUCUCAGCCCAUGGCAGAGCACCCAGCCUGAGCCCAACCUCAGAACAUCGCAACAGCCCUUCAACACUGGCCAGAUAGAAACUUGGGAUCCGUUACCUACCAUCUUGUUGGAUACAGACCGCUGCUUCGGCCUCUGUGACCCCAGAUUUCUCAACAUCAUUUCUGAACCUUCACUGCCCAUAAAGACCCCGGAUUCAGCCAGACUUGGACAGACGUCAAUACUACCAACUGUGGGAAGGAGCUACCCACUUCAGGUCUCCUUCACUCCUCAGGAUGACCUGCCUACAGAAAGAAGCUACCCACUAUGGGUCUUCUUUCUGCUGAGAGCUGGACACUCGUCAGGACGACCUGCCUGCAGAAAGGACCCACUAUGGGUCUCCUCUGAACUGUUCUGUUGCUCAAUAAAGCUCUUCUCCUUUUUGCUCACCCUCCAGCUGUCUGCAUACCUCAUUCUUCCUGGCCACAGGACAAGAACUUGGGACCCACCAAAUGGUGGGACUGAAAGAGGUAUAACACAAAUAGGGCUGAAAUGCCCUGCCCUACUUUCCACAUUGCGGGUGACAAGGAGAGAAGAGCUGCAGCCCUUCAGGAAGCCCAGACCUAGGAGCUCCCCGACACCCCAGACACCCUGUUUGGGGCUCUGUGGUUCUUGGUGUCUCCAAGCUUCCGGAUGCCACCACGUUCUCCUUGUCCAGAUAUGGGUGCCCACAAUGGAAGCCACUUGCGGUACAUGUGAUCUAGCCUCACCCUUACAUGGAGCUGGUGCCUAUGCUGGCGCCUGGAGCUGCCUGCCCCACCACAGCAGUCAGCAUGCCUGGCUGGGCACAGUGGCCGGAGGCCACAUUCACUCGCUCACACAUCCCUUGCUGCUCCAUGCCUGACUUGCCCUUGGGAGGCAUGGGAUCCAGGCUGGUAGCGUGAGCCAAGCGCAGCCUGCCAGGCUGAGUGAGCAGAAUGAGCCCAGCGGGACCAAGCAAAAACUGGGGCAAAGGCGCCACCGGCCACACUGGAAAAGUGACACCCUAAGGUUCUCGAGAUACCAUCAUCACUGGCUCUUGAACCAGAGGUGCAGCUGCAACAGCACUGUUCCCUCCUGCCGCCAUCCUACUCUCAGGAGUUCACAACCCGACAGCAGCUCCCCUACUACUCUUGGCUCCUGUGUUUGGUCUUUCCCACUUAGGCAGACUCAGUCUCUCCUCACUCCCUCUCUGGAAUCUACUGUUUGCUGCCUCAGGACCUCAGACCCUAGAAGGCUCAAAGGUUACAAGACCCAUGGUCCAGGCCAGCCCGGCCUCUGAGAUGUUUCCUGCUGAAACACUGUUUAUACAAUAAUUUCUCAUGUCUGCAACUCACCCACCAGCCGGACUGUCCGCACUGGCCAGCUACCAGCUAUAUCCAGCUCCCUGGGUCCAGAGCACAGGGCUACAGCAAUGCCUCUGGGGUGGUCCUCUAAAAAUCUACAAGCACACCCCACUGUCUCCAAUCCUUUUCAGUCUCCAUUUCGUGACUCAAGAAGAGGGUCCUAUGCUUUACAAAAGGGCAGUUAUCCAAACAGCUUAAUCUGAAUAAUUUCCAAGACCUCCAUCUGUGGAACAUGUUUCUCUCAGAAAAGAAGUCAACAUGUACCAGGGAACCUAGUGUUCCUGAGCAAUCCUGGUUGCAGGAAAGGUCUACUUUGGAGUACCAGAGCCUAUGCAAAACAACCCUGGGCAAAGCCGGCUGGGACUAGGUUCCCCAAUGCCCAGGUAUGGUUCCAGCUGCAUGUGGACACACAAAUCUGCAAAGGUGCACUGCCCACCCCAAUAGAAAUGAAGGGCUUCUCUGAGGAAUCACAACUUACCACUCC
Molecule: messenger RNA, 1951 nt
Organism: Symphalangus syndactylus (siamang)
Lineage: Eukaryota; Metazoa; Chordata; Mammalia; Primates; Hylobatidae
Source: RefSeq, a predicted model, not a curated record